This is a messenger RNA of Lycium barbarum (goji berry), 1345 nucleotides long. Its product is annotated as protein trichome birefringence-like 43. Gene Ontology annotation, molecular function: O-acetyltransferase activity. NCBI's taxonomy places the organism in Eukaryota, Viridiplantae, Streptophyta, Magnoliopsida, Solanales, Solanaceae. The transcript has 5 exons. The record is from RefSeq and is a predicted model, not a curated record. Gene Ontology annotation, cellular component: Golgi apparatus. The coding region runs from base 132 to 1160 and encodes 342 amino acids.
UAGAUUUGCUUCCUAAUUGAUUGUUUGGACUUUGAACUAUAAAUAGACUCUUCCAACUUAUCAAAUAAAAAUUGUGAGAAAGAAGAAGAAAAUUAAAUCCAUUGUUUUUUUCCUUGGCUUCUCUUAUAGUGAUGGAUAGUUUAUCGCUACCUGUCGGUGCAGUUUCUGCACUAUUUUUUCUUCUUUUCAUGUUGAACAAUGUACAUGGAAAGUUGGAAACCAACGACUGUGAUCUCUUCCAAGGGAAUUGGGUUUAUGAUGAUUCUUAUCCUCUUUAUGAUUCAUCUGUGUGUCCAUUUAUUGAAAAACAGUUUGAUUGUUUAAAGAAUGGAAGGCCAGAUAAAGAAUAUCUCAAAUAUAGAUGGCAGCCCAAUGGUUGCUUUUUACCAAGGUUUAAUGCAACAGAAUUUCAGCUCAAAUUCAAGGGGAAGAGCUUGAUGUUUGUUGGAGAUUCACUAAGCGUUGAUCAAUGGCAAUCUCUCACAUGUAUGCUUCAUGCUGCUGAUCCACAAGCUGAGUAUACCUCCAAAAGGGUUGGAGCCACUUCUUUCUUCACAUUCCCGAAAUACAACACGUCGUACCUAGUAUUCCGUGAUGUUUUCCUAGUCGACAUUAUCAAAGAGUAUAACGGGACACGAGUUUUAGAGCUAGACUCUCUCAGUUCAGCAGCUCAAUGGAAAGAAAUGGAUGUCCUCGUCUUUGAUUCUUGGCAUUGGUGGCUUCACACGGGUAGAAAACAAGCUUGGGAUCUUGUUCAAGAUGGCAAGUCCACAUACAAAGAUGCACCCCGUUUAACCCUAUAUAAGAAAGCACUAAAUACAUGGGCAAAAUGGGUAGAUUCUGAAGUAGACACCACAAAGACUAAAGUAUUUUUCCAAGGAGUUUCUCCUGACCACGGCAAUUGUGUCGGAGAAACGAAGCCAUCGAGGAAUACACAAGGACCACAUCCAGGGGAAUUGGUGUUGGAGAAUGUUUUGAGAAGAAUGAAAAAACCAGUUCAUUUGUUGAAUGUAACAACAUUGUCACAGUACAGAGCAGAUGGUCAUCCUUCAGUUUAUGGAUUUGGUGGACACAGGAAUAUAGAUUGCACACAUUGGUGUGUGGCUGGUGUUGCUGAUACUUGGAAUGUACUAUUAAGUGCACUUCUUGAUCAAUUAUAGAUCACCAAUUAUAGUAUUUUCUCUACUUAUCUUCUUUGGGGAUAAUAAAUCAGAGUCGUCAAAAGAAAAAGAUGUAUUACAAAGGUUGUGUUCAAAUUUAUUUUGAAAAAAUAGUUAUGUGAGGCCGUGCUAAGUCCGGAUCCAAACUCAAGAUAUAAAAGUAGAUAUUUUAAUUAAAAAAAUAU